GCGGCGGCGGCGGCGGUGGUGCCCGUCGCGGGGCCGGGCCGAGCCGUGCCGGGGCCGCGCGGGGGCGGAGGGCAGCGCGGGGCCGGCCGGCGGCGCGGCGCGGCUCCCGCGCUGGGCCAGACUCAGCCCCUUUCUCCCGCCGCCGCUGGCUGCGAGCGCGCUGCGGCUGGAGCUGCCCCCAGAGCGGCUUCGUGAUGGCGGCGGCGGCGGCGGCGGCGGCGCGGGCUCGGCAGCGGGAGGCGCCCGCCCAGCCCUGCGCGCCGCGCCGCUAGCGGCAGCGCCCGUGCCCGCGGCGGCCGCCCCGGCCCAUGCCCCCGGGGGGAAGGGGGGCUGCAGCAGCCCGGCGAGCCGCCCACCCGCGCAGCGGGGGCAUCGCCCCCACUCGCCGCUCCUGGGAGGGCGGAAAGCAGGCGGCGGCGGCGCCGGCAUUGUGCGCGGCGGAUCGCAGGCCCCGGCGGCGCGGGGCUCGCCUGCCUCCCGCCCCAGCCCCAUGAACCAGCCGGACGGCUCCGCUCCGGCGGCGGCGGCGGGAGCGCAGGCCGACGAGAGCAACAGCACUGGGAGGAGGAGCUCUUCCAGCAGGGAGUGUUUGAAGAGGAGCCCACGGAGCCCAAAAGGAGAGGGCUCCGAUUCGGUGACAUCUCAGUCCUCACCCAGUGAAGAGGCUGGAAUGAUGACUGAGGUGAAGGUGAAAACAGAGGUACCAGAUGACUACAUCGAAGAGGUGAUCUGGCAGGAUGAUGCCAAAGAUUCGAAGAAGAAUAUAAAAGAUGGGCCAGGAGACGUGCCAGCAGAGAUCUGCGUGGUGAUCGGUGGGGUUCGCAACCAGCAGACGCUCGGAUCUUAUGAGUGUGGAAUAUGUGGGAAGAAAUACAAGUAUUACAACUGUUUCCAGACCCAUGUGCGAGCUCAUAGAGACACUGAAGCUGCCUCAGGUGAAGGAGCCUCACAAGGCAACAACUUUAGGUACACGUGUGACAUUUGCGGGAAAAAAUAUAAAUAUUAUAGCUGCUUCCAAGAGCACAGAGACCUGCAUGCCGUGGAUGUUUUUAGUGUGGAAGGUGCCCCAGAAAACCGGGCAGACCCCUAUGACCAGGCCGUCAUAGCAGCAGAUGAAGUAAAGGAGGAGGAGCCGGAACCCUUCCAGAAGAUUGGUCCAAAAACUGGCAAUUACACCUGUGAAUUCUGUGGCAAGCAGUACAAAUACUACACUCCAUACCAAGAACAUGUGGCGCUGCAUGCACCUAUUAAGUUCUCUCGAUCUCCACUCUUCGUGGCAGUGAAGACACAGGGGAGCCAAUCCAGCAAAAAAACACCGUCUUCAAUAAACCGAUGUUCUACCCUCCUGCACCGCACCCCCUCCGGUGUCCCACCGGCAUCCCCAUCCCAGAUGUUCCGCGCUCCAAAUUCUGGAUCCCCAGGAAGCAAGGCCAUCACAGCAGAAAGUGCUUUCAGCAGGAGAGCAGAAGGCAAAGCGCAAAACAACUUUGAAGAAACAAACAGCAAUUCUCAGAACUCCAGCGCUGUUCAUUCGGGGACAGAAAAACCUAAAGAAAAGAGAUGUAAGCAGAACCCAUCAGAGCCUUACACCUGUGGAGCUUGUGGAAUCCAGUUCCAGUUUUAUAACAAUCUCCUGGAGCACAUGCAGUCCCAUGCAGCUGACAACGAGAACAAUAUUGCCUCUAGCCAGCCCAGAUCACCUCUAGCUGUUGUUGAAGAAAAGUGGAAACCACAGCUCCAAAGAAAUAACGCCAACAAUACAUCUGCGAGUGGUUCAGUAGGGAACAGCGCGAUUCCGGAGAAGGAGCGGCAGAACAUUGCCGAGAGGCUCCUGAGGGUGAUGUGCACUGACCUUGGGGCUCUGAGCGUGGUGAGUGGGAAGGAGUUCAUCAAGUUAGCGCAGACCCUGGUGGACAGUGGAGCUCGCUAUGGUGCCUUCUCAGUCACCGAAAUUCUUGGCAAUUUCAACACACUGGCUCUGAAGCAUUUGCCUCGGAUGUACAACCAAGUGAAGGUGAAAGUAACCUGCGCCCUGGGCAGCAAUGCCUGCCUGGGCAUCGGUGUCACUUGCCACUCACAGAGCAUUGGCCCUGAUUCUUGCUACAUCCUGACAGCUUAUCAGGUGGAAGGCAACCACAUCAAGAGUUAUGUCCUGGGAAUUAAGGGUGUAGAUAUUCGAGAUAAUGGUGAUUUUAUCCACCACUGGGUACAGAACGUGCUCUCAGAGUUUGUGAUGUCAGAGAUCAGGACGGUGUACGUCACAGACUGCAAAGUCAAUUCCUCUGCGUUCUCCAAGGCAGGCAUGUGCUUGCGUUGUUCGGCCUGUGCCUUGAACUCAGUAGUGCAGAGUGUGCUGAAUAAGAGAACACUACAGGCUCGCAAUAUGCACGAAGUGAUCGAGCUCCUGAAUGUCUGUGAAGAUUUGGCAGGAUCCACGGGCCUCUCAAAGGAGACCUUUGGCUCCCUGGAGGAGACCUCUCCCCCACCCUGCUGGAACUCAGUCACUGACUCCCUCCUGCUUGUCCACGAGCGCUAUGAGCAGAUCUGCGAGUUCUACAGUAGGGCCAAGAAGAUGAACCUCAUCCAAAACCUGAACAAACACUUGCUCAGCAACCUGGCGGCCAUUUUGGCGCCGGUGAAGCAGGCGGUAAUUGAGUUGAGCAAUGAGAGCCGGCCCACCUUGCAGCUGGUACUGCCCACCUACGUCAAACUGGAGAAACUAUUCACUUCCAAAGCUAAUGAUGCUGGCGUAGUCAGCAAACUCUGCCACCUCUUCUUGGAGGCGCUGAAGGAGAACUUCAAAGUUCAUUCAGCACACAAGGUAGCCAUGAUCUUAGACCCUCAGCAGAAGCUGCGGCCCGUCCCACCAUACCAGCACGAAGAGAUCAUUGGCAAGGUCUGUGAGUUGAUUAAUGAGGUGAAAGAGUCCUGGGCAGAAGAAACAGAAUUUGAACCUUCAACCAAGAAGCCCCGGGCAGCAGGGGAAGCCACAGCAGCUCAGGAAGAAGAUUGGUUCGGGAAAAAUGAAGUCUAUGAUUAUUUGCAAGAACCUCUCUUCCAGGCCACCCCUGACCUGUUUCAGUACUGGUCGUGUGUUACCCAAAAGCAUACAAAACUAGCCAAGCUAGCCUUUUGGCUCUUAGCAGUGCCUGCUGUUGGUGCCAGAAGCGAAUGUGUAAAUAUGUGUGAGCAGGCUCUCUUAAUCAAAAGGAGACGGCUACUCAGUCCAGAAGACAUGAACAAACUCAUGUUUUUGAAGUCCAACAUGCUUUAAGACUGUCUUUUAAUUAAAACAAAACUUUAAAACACUGUUCCAAACAAAGAAAAAGAAUUUUAAGUUCUAAACACUGUGGACCUCAUUAUGAAUGCCCCUGGAAACCAAGUGCUUUUUUAUAUAUAUAUAAAAAUAUAAAUAUAUAUAAAAUUAAGUUUGAGAGGAAAGCUGAGCACGUGAGAGAGACAGCCCUCUGCCAGGAACGUGCUCCUUUCCAUAGAUAGUGUGUGGACUUGACAGACUUUCUAAUGUUUUCAAGUGGGCAGACCAAUGGGAGGCUGAUGUUCUAAAGUCUUCAGGCAGCUGAGAUCUAAAGUGACUUGAAGUUUCUUUUGUUUCUCCUCCACCCCACCUUUCCUCUUGUCCCCUGGGCCAUCUUGCCAUGGAUAAUCAGACUACAUUGAACAGACCAGUUCUUCACUGGACUUUGCUCCUUUGAAUAACUGUACACCUUGAGGGCAUUUGUCUGCAGCCUUCUUGACAUACGGUGCAUGUUAUCAGGGCAGCUGUGUUUUAUGAAUACCAGUAUCUUCAGAAAUCAGGAAGGGAGACUCUAAGAUUGUUUUUAUUAUUAUUUUUAUUCUAACUUUUUCAUAUAGGGUUUUUCCAAAAAAAAAAAAAACACAAACAAAAAACAAAAGUCACUCUUCUGUCUCCACUCCCAGUUUUGAGUUUAACUUCUUAGCUAGUGAACCUGCUCUAAGGAACCUGCUUUGGCAGGGGGGUUGGACCCAGUGAUCUUUUGAGGUCCCUUCCAACCCCUUCUAUUCUGUGAUUCUGUGAUUCUGUGAUUGUAAGUUUGAUUUAAAAUUAAGAGAAAUGAUUCAUGGCAGAAAACGUCUGUAAUUGUUAUGUUUCUUGGAUUUUUUUUUUACAGCAUACCUUCUUUUCUGAAUUCCCAGUGUAAAUUAGCUUCUCUGUGAAUUCUGUACAUCAGGGGUUCUCAAAUUCGUUCACAGAGUAGCCCAUUUAUGAUUAAAUAAUAUCCUUACGGAAGCCACAGCUGUUGCUUAUAUGGAAAAGCUAGAAACCAGGACAAGCAAGCAGGUGGUUACAACACAGAUGUCUUUGGCCAUCAGCAAGCUUGCCAGCAUCUGCCAGCUGCCAUUGAGAACCCUUGUACCUAAAGUUUUUUUAAACCUUCCCAGAACACACACUCAAAAUAGCCUUCACAAGGCCAAGGACAAACCAAGGUGUAUGAUUUUUCAGGGGAACAAAGAUCAUCAGUUCUGUCAAACUAGGGUUUGAAGGAAGCUUAGAGAAGCGCAUGGGCUCAAAGAUCCUUCUGAAUGUAAGUGCUUCUGAUUGAGUGCGACGAGUAUCUUCCUGUUUUAUUUGGAAUGGUUUCCUCUAGUAGCACGAAUGUCUUUUUAAUACCUACAGUGCAUUACACUACUUGUUAUGUUGUUGAAUCAUUCUGGCUAGGAAGGCCAUCGGCCCUUAAACGUUCACACUUACUGGCUCACCCCGAAUGCAAUUAGAGAUCAUCGUAACACAGAAACAUCUCAGUCACUCUGCUGUCCACCAAGGCCAGUGCUCUGCUGUGUCUGGUUCCCAUAGGCACAGCUCCUGGGCUGCUAGACAGGAUCUCUGCGAGCUGUCAGAGUUGGUGCCUCUUGGACAAUUCCUGACUUCUGGUGCCAAACUGUUAAUUUUUCAUCACUGGGACUUGUAUCCCAGAGGCAAACUGAAACAAAUUCUUGUUUUUGAAGCAUUCUCUUCUGCUUCCAGUAGUGUCCUCAGGAGCUGCAGCCGCAGUGGCAGCGGAGCAGCAGUGGUGGUGUGGGAGGACGGAUGGGGCAGGGUCCAAGGACAGGCUGGAGGCUGGAGCCCUCAAACAGCGCGGUGGUGCUUCUGGUUGCUGGUGAUGCAGUUGGUAAGAUUGGGGGCCCUUUUUGGAAUGCUGUUGUUGAACAGACAUUCAACCAAGAUCCCAGCUGCCCAUCUCUGGUUGAAUUAGAAGUCGCAUGUCACAGGACAAGAGAAAUGGCAGGGCCAGUCAGCUAGCUCGCAGCUCAGCCUACCCAGCCUCGGGUUUUGUGUUCAGGCAUGGAAGCCAGGCACUAAUGGACAGCUUCACUGCCAUGGGGCUCAGACAGGGAACAGUUUGCAUGCUAGAGACCUUCCCUAGAUUAAGGUCACCGACGAUGGCUCUUUAUACCCAAGUGUCUUGCCCCAGGAUGACUCUUGCCCUUCUCAGCCUGGAAACAGGACUUACUAUAGCCUGAGUAGAGAGCUUAGGUUGACAGCACCUCUUGGCACUGUUAGUGGCCUCAGAGCAAAACUAGUUCCCUCUUAAAUCUGAGUUUUGCAUAUGGAUAACUUAAAAGAUGUAGUCCACAACCCCACCGGCAACUGCAGAGGUAGCAGCAGGUACAGAUGAGUAGCCAAGGCGGAGGCACUUGGAGAUCUGAUUUCUCUGGCAAUGGCUUUUCAAACAGGUGCAGGUCGCAGGGCCAACGUUUGUUCUUUCUGGUUUUAUUUCCCCCCAGACAAAUCCUGCCCACCCAGCCACUCUCUGGGCCCACAGUAGCAUUAUUUAUUUGUGCUUGCAGUGCAGGAGGAGCCUGUAACAAACAAAAACUAAGUCUCAGACUAAAACCAAACAAAAAUAAAUAAUUCAGCAGGUGCAAAGUGUGCUGGUUAUGAAGUAUUUGUGCCAUGCUGCAGGUUCCACUGAAAAACAAAAGGGAUCCUGCAGCAAAAAAACUGGGCUGAAGGGACAAGUCCAAAGCAAGAUUAGCUUUUGAUGCUGCAGAGCUCAGCUGACAGGCAGAAGUGGGACAGGAUGUGUACUGCUUUUUCCAAAUGGUGUGCUACAUCUUUUUGCCUGGUUUGCCUGAAACUCUUAAGAGCUGCUCACAGGCUCUUCAGCACUCAGGCAAAGGUGUGACAGCUUCUUGUUCCUUUCAGAGAGUUCCAAACCCAGCACUUCUUUGCUGUGGGACAGGCUGGUAGCUGCUAUGGGAUCUGCCGACUCAGGCUCGUUGUGUCUGUCUUCUAGGCAUUAGGAUAGGGAAGUGGACCAACAAGAACUUACCACAGGUUUAAAGCCCCAGAACUGAGGUAAAAAUACAGUUAUUUGUGCAAACAUUUAAUGCCGGGCUGUCACAACCAGGGCCUGUGGGUGGACAGGCCACCGCCACCCGUAGCUCCUCUUCUCCUUUUCACAGCCACCCGUAGCUCCUCUUCUCCUUUUCAGAUUCUGGAUGUGGCAUCAGAUCUGGAGCUUUUCUGCUGUGUCCAAAGAGGGACUGAUGGGCCCUCUCCCCAGUUAGUAGCUGCCACAUCCACAGUUAUCAUUGCACUAAUGCCAAGAUAAAUCUAAGCAAACAUACAGCAAUGUCUGGCAGAUGAGAUUCUCCCAAAGACUUAAAAACUCAACUAGUAGCUGAAAAAAAAAGCAAAACAAAAUCUAAUGGAGCAAUGUGGAAAGUCUAGGUGAGAAGAGAAGCUGGUUGGCCAGCCCUUCUUCAUCAGAUCAGUGGAAGAGGCCACAGCUUUUCAUGAGACUUCAGAAGGUCACAGGGUGUCCUGCUCAGAGCAGCUCUUCGUGCUGUGCUUGCCCAUGGGCUGGCUUGUGUCUGGUGUUCCUUUGCCUCUUUGAAAGGCGAGAAGCACGUCUGGAGCAUGCGGAUUUACUCUAAAUGCCAAGGUUUUGCUCCUAUUUCUCCUUCCCUCCUUAGGACUCAGACUCAGGACUGCAUUCUAGGGAGUGUAGAUACAUUGCCAUGGUCUGAAUUUUGGAAACUUAUUUUCCAGGUUAUUGGCAUCAGCUCAGUGGUAGCUCUCUGUACAGAGCAGCAGUUGUGCUGUGAGGAGUCCUGCCCAUCCUGUGCUGGGAGGCAGGAGGAGAGAGGCCCUCUUGGGUUUGGCCAGAGCUGUCAUGAGGUUCUGCUUCCCGUGGGCUGGGAAAAGUCCUCACAGUUGGGAUCAUCCUGUGGUAGGUCAUGCUGGGAAUUGUCUUCUGCUUCUUCCGUUUCCUAUACUUGCACUUCAGAAAGAUGUUUGGAGAAAUGGAAAAAAAAAAAAAAAAA
Messenger RNA from Anas platyrhynchos (mallard), 7311 nucleotides. RefSeq names its product zinc finger protein 618 (gene ZNF618). Lineage: Eukaryota; Metazoa; Chordata; Aves; Anseriformes; Anatidae. The record is from RefSeq and is a predicted model, not a curated record. Gene Ontology annotation, molecular function: protein dimerization activity.